AUGAAUUCUACGACGAGCCCCCAGCCGAGCUGCACUGCCAAGGGAAACGAUGUGAUAAUAACGUUCCCCUUCCCGGAGACAUUCCCCUGCCCCUUCUGCAACGUAGGGGUGCCGUCCAACUGGAUCCGGUCGGCCGUGUACCAACGGCGCGAGGACCUUGGGAAGCAUUUGCGCAUCCACCACCCCGGCGCAAACAGGAAGUGGGUCUGCGGGGUGUGUUCCUUCACGGACGACAGUGUCUAUGCACUGAAGAAAGUGAGGAAGCACCACGCAGACUCACAUAAAGGUAGUGCAGUGCCUCGUGCCGCUGGGGCGCGGCCGUCGAUUAGCGCAAGUAGUAGGAGUAACAAUAAGGACGGCGGCAGUGCAGCCCCCGCUGAGGGUGAACCAGCCGAGAAGCGACCCCAACCCGACGCGGCGCCAGCCGAGACGACCCAGAGGCCCUCUCCGGCCCCGUUGGAAACGGCAGGGACCACCAUGCCUGGAGGCGCGCUGACGCGCGCCGCUAAAACUGCCCUAACCAACUCCCGGACCACCGUGGCUGCCAAACCCAAGACUGCGCCGAAGACGAAACCUACAAUUACUUCAUCGGUGACGGGGAGAAACUUACUGACGAGCUGGGCCGUGAAAUCGACAGCGACAAAGAAGAGUGGGACGCCGUCCAGCCCCGCCGAUGGACGACCUCCAUCCACGGGGAGUCCCGCCACCCCGCCGACCGUGGAUCACACCACCCCACCAGCGGGGACCGGCGCCGCUAAGAGGAUUAGCGGCGGGCCAGCGUCAAUGAGGAGGCCAAGCGGAGGGGUAACCUCCACCUUAACCCCCCCACUAAAGGUAAAAGAGAAGGAGAAGAGCCCGGGGCUGAAGAGAAGGAGUACCCGGGCCACAACGGAGCCUCCUCAACCUGGCCCGCCCCAACGGACCAUCACCGCUGCAAGGAAGGUGACCCCCGCCGUCACGUAUGCAGAAGUUACCAGGGGCACGUCGACCGCCACCACAACAAUGACCACCAGGAGAAUGGCACGGGCAACCUCCCUCCCGCCCGUGCCGAAGCAAGUGGAAGCCGGGGGCGCGUCCACCACCCAAGCGCCCCCCAUCAGGACAGUGGCGGCGACGUGUACCUUUGCGACGGCGGGGACUCUGACCCUGACGACGACCUCGGUAUGUAGUAAACCAGUGGCCGUUGUCACGGUCGCCACAAGGAGGAGCGGGGGGGGGGGGGGAACCUCGCCGAGGGGGCUCAAGACGAGGAUUCAGGAAGAUACGGUGCUCCUGGAGUCCGCGCCGACGACCAGGGCGCGGGCUGCCAGGGCAACCACGGAGCCCCCUCGGACCCCCCCCCCCCCAGAACAAGACAACAAACGAAGCAGAGGAGGAGCCCACCACCACCCAUGGGCUCCGCGACGGUGA
Messenger RNA from Osmia bicornis bicornis, 1410 nucleotides. Its product is annotated as mucin-5AC-like. The transcript has a single exon. The coding region runs from base 1 to 1410 and encodes 469 amino acids. The record is from RefSeq and is a predicted model, not a curated record. NCBI's taxonomy places the organism in Eukaryota, Metazoa, Arthropoda, Insecta, Hymenoptera, Megachilidae.